UUUGACAAUUAUCGAUUCGAUAUGACGGUGGCGCGACGGUCCUACUCUAUACGUCAUCGCCAUACGCCAAUGCCAAAUGCCAUAAUCGAAACAAAUAUGGCCGCAUGGCUCGGUGACAGAGGUUCUUCCGAUAACCUCGUACAAAGUAAUAGCUUGGUGGAAGAUUUUAAUUUAAGCAGUGAUUUAAUCAAUAAUUGCCAGUCUUUUGACGAUAGUUUCAGUGAUUUUCAAGUGCACAAAGGAAUCAAAAGAGAAGUCGAAAACGUCGUAACUACAGAAAAUAAAAUUUUAGUUACAGACACUCGGGACGCAUCAAGACACAAUGAAUCAAAUUCCGAUAAACAAAACAUUGACACACACAAAACAAACAUCAUUAAAACCAAAAGAAAAUUGGAGGAAAACAACUCAGCGAGAUAUAAAUGUGAAUAUGAUGGAUGUGAAAGGACUUACAGCACAGUUGGUAACCUACGGACACACAUGAAAACACAUAAAGGUGAUUACAGAUUUGUAUGUCCGAUACAAACUUGCAACAAAGCCUUCCUUACUUCAUACAGCCUGAAGAUUCAUGUCCGAGCUCAUACUAAAACUAAACCAUUUGUAUGUUCUAUUGGAAACUGUAAUAAAGCAUUCAAUACAUUAUACAGGCUAAAAGCCCACCAAAGACUGCACAGCGGCGACACAUUUAACUGCGAAGAAGAUGGAUGUGCUAAAUAUUUUACAACACUAAGCGAUCUCAAAAAACACAUACGAACUCAUACACAGGAAAGACCAUACAAAUGCAGGACAGAUGGUUGUGGUAAAUCUUUCACGGCGUCGCAUCAUUUAAAAGCACAUGGCAGGACGCACUCCGCUUCACGGGCGAAAACCUCAACUGGGAGUGGCAGAAACUUCAUCACACCGAUUAUAUCGAAACAACUGCAAACACAACAGAUCGAAGCCGAAACUGUAGCUGUAGAAAUUAUCGAAAACAACAAUACAUCCAAACCGACAAACGAUAGCAUGAACUGGGACGGUCUAUUAGAAUCCUUCUCUAAAAUCACAACAGAUUCCAACUCUAAUGACGGCUUAAAUGAUAUGGCCCUUUUAAAUCAACUACCAAAUAAUAACGUCGAUAUAACAGAACUGCUUUUAGGCAAUCCAACUAACACUAAAUUUAACGAAACUGAUCAAAUAGGUGUAGAUUAUGAUUUUAAUGCUUUAGAUUUGCCUGAUUUAACUAAAAAAUCUAAUAACACUUGGGUUGAUGUUAAUUUGAAAACUGUUCCAACUGUACAGACAGAAAAUAUGAAAGUAGAAGUGAAGUCUAACGCUAUAGAACUAGCUUUAGCAAAUGAGAUAGAACUACAGUCCCCUUGGGUAGAUGUUAGCGCAUUAGCUGCGUCUAUACAAAACACUCCAGUCAGCAUAAAAGAGAAAAUACCAGAAAGUAUAUUUACUCUAGCAACUUUUGUUCCGACUCAUAUGCAGAGUUACAUAGAUCUUACAACAGAAGUUGCACCAACAGCGAAUAUUACAUCGCAAAAUUCAUUCGAACUAGAUAGUCCUACUAUAUUAGAUGUCAGUCCAAAAGUAUUCAACGAUAGUGAACUUGUAUCCAAUUUUGAUUUUGACCCAACACCAAAACUAGAUACUGAUUUAGAUGUUUUUCUUAAAGAAACUGAAUUAAAUGAUGAUAGAUUUCUAAAUACUCCUUCGCCUUCUAGAGUUCAGCAACAAAUAGAAAUAAAUCCAGCAAAUUCUGUGCUUUUUAAUACUGAUUUGGCUUUAGAAGAUACAUUACUGUUUGAUAAUGAACCACCAUCUGAUAUGUAUGUUGUGAGAACGGAGAAUAUAUUUGGAAAGAAACUCGUUAAAAGGAAUCCUUUGGAGCAAAUUGCUGCUGAUGUCGGUAUCUGUUCUUGCAGUAAUUGUAAGUGCAAUCCAGACGGUGAAUGCAGAAGUAAUUGUGAUAAAUCAAAUGAAACACCUAAAUGUCCAGAUGAUAAAUGUUCUUGUGUUGAUUGCAAAUGUAAUCAUGCUGAAAUGAAAUGUGCAGUCGGAUGUGGGAAAGCAACGGAUACGAAUCAUAACACCUUCCUACAUUAUCACAGACGACAUAAUAAUUCUAAUUUAGAAGAUUUAGGUGUUUAUACGUUGCAUGAAUGCGAGCAAACGCCAACAAUGAACUUCGAUGAUUUCAUUUGUUCGUGCCAAAGUGGUGAUAGUGCAGAAUGUUGUAAAAAACCUAACGAAUCUGUGGAUUUGUCCAGUGAUAGUUGUUGCAGUGUUAAGGAUAAAAAAAUGUGUUGUGUAACAAUAUGUUUCAAAAAGUUGGAAGCUUUCAAACAAUUUUUAUCGGAGAACGAUUUUGUGGACGCUCUUAAAUCGCACAAUUUUAGCCUAACCGGUCAUUAAUUAGUCGCUUUAAAAUGUUGCAUUUAAUGUUACUAAAAGUAUUACAUAUGUAAAAUGUCUCCCCUUUGCAUUAACAAUUAUAUAACAAAGAAUAGAAACUUUAUUAACAAUGUCAGGUGGUAGUAAUCAUUGUGCUUUUUGAAAUAAAAAUCUGUGUCUACUGAAUGUAUGAAAAAUUUACAUGGUGAGUGAGUGUAAAAAUCAAUUUUUCAAGGCAGUGAAGAAUAUGUUGAAUAGUUAUACGUAAUUUACUAAACCAAAUACUAUUUCUAAUAUUAUCAUCACAUUAAUUAAUGUUUAUAAAUACUGGUAAACGUGAACUUUAGUGUAAAUGUUGAACAUUUCUUUGAAUCAGUACCGCUUUUAUUUCGCGCUACUAGCGCCCUGGGCGAAUUCUAGGUCGUUUAACUUAUAAGGACUUUUAGGGGGGAUGGGAUUAUUCCCAACCGUCACUCCGCUCUGUCCCCACGUGCUGAUAUUUGAGAAUAAAAAGUUAUCCGUCCCACUAAUUGCGACGAGGGGACGGUUGGAACUUAUUUUAUUUCUUAACGAUUAUCUCUGUUACCUUAUUGGUGAGACGUAUGAAACAUUUUAUUCUCCUCUGUCCCCACAUAGGGACAGAGCGGGGUGACGGUUGGGAAUAAUUCGGGGGAUGUUGUUAACACUUGUAUAAUUCGAAGACCUGUGGCGCCCCUUUCUGCAUAGAGCCCUGGGCGGACGCUCAACGCCGGCCCUGGUGCGAAUGUAAAAACAAAAAAAACUGCUAGUGAUGUUUUAAAUAAAGAACAUGUAGUACAAAUAUUGAAUGCCAAAAUGUGCCAUAUCCAAUAUAUUUAUUAAAAUAAAUUUUAUGUAUACAAAGAUAGUUAUAAACAAAUUUUGGUGCUAUUAUUGUGAUGGAAUUAAAUUUCUAUUAAUGUUAUUAAUGUACUUAUAUUGGGCUUUAUAAUGUACAAAUUGUUGAAUAAUUUUAUAUGAGAUUUACUUGUUACUGUAGAAUUUCAUUGCACUGAAUGUAGCCAUAUUCCUUUCAUUAUCUAUGACAAAAGAGACAAUACAUAGAUAUAUUGACUAUAGGUCUGGGUAUAAGAUAAACAUUUAAAAAACAACACCAUAUGUAGCUGACGUCCCCAACCUUUUCUUGAUCAGGAAACACAACAAAUGUCAUUAAAAAUUGUUUGUCACUUUUUUCCCGACUGCACUGCACUAAUUUUGUCCAUGUCAAUACAUAUUUGCUGCAAUUUUUUCGUCAGCUCAUCAGACUAUAUUCUAUCGUCUUAGACAAAUAAAGGUUUUGUAUGAAAUUGCAUAUUAUACGAGUACCAGCGUUAGUCUCAUUCACUCUCUCUGACUUGCUCUUUGCUACCUUUUAGAAUAAAUUAUGGACCAUAUUUUAGAUUCUGUGGAGAACUGAUUUCAGGUUAGGAGUGAUUGUUAUAUAUUUCAUAUAUCUAUGCUACAAUAAUCAAAACUAAUGUAGUUGCAGUGAAAUUCUACAGUUAAACGUGAUAUGUGAGCAAUAAUAGACAUUGUAAGGUUUCUAGUCGAUAUAACAAAUAAACGCUUUUGAGAUUCAA
Papilio polytes (common Mormon) is the source of this 3971-nucleotide messenger RNA. RefSeq lists its product as uncharacterized. Gene Ontology annotation, biological process: regulation of transcription by RNA polymerase II. Lineage: Eukaryota; Metazoa; Arthropoda; Insecta; Lepidoptera; Papilionidae. The transcript has 6 exons. The record is from RefSeq and is a predicted model, not a curated record. Bases 22 to 2394 code for a protein of 790 amino acids. Gene Ontology annotation, cellular component: nucleus.